UCUGUGCUCAGUUCUCUCACAAACACCAUCUCUGUUUGUCUCUCAGGAUUCUCUUGCGUUUGCUAUCUUUCUGUGUGGCUAAGCAUUUUAGGAUUAGAUCUGAGUUUAAUUGUGCUAGCCAUUUUUCUCUGAUUCUCAAAGCAUAAUGGCUGAAUUCGCCCUCAACUUCGUCAGCCCAAUCAUAAAGUUUGCAGUCUCUAAAGCAAUUUCAUUUGCUGCUCCACAAAUCAGCACGGCAUGGGGUCUGGAGAAGGAGCUGGGGGAGCUUGCUCAAACGCUGACUAUGAUCCAAGGAUUGCUUCAAGAUGCUGAAGAGAGGCAAGAAAGCGAUCCAGCCAUAAGGAGUUGGUUACAGAACCUCGCAGAUGCAGCUUAUGAUGCGGUGGAUGUAGUGGAUGAGUACGAGUAUGAGGUUCUUAAGCACAAAGUUCAGACUCAAGGCCGAAAAAUGAAACAGGUGCGCACCUUCUUUGGUGUUUUCAAUCGCGCUGCCUCUCGUCUUAGCAUGGCUGAUAAGAUUAGGAAGAUUAAUAAGACUCUGGAUAAAAUCUACAACAAAGGGGUUUUGUAUCUGUCAAUCAGAUUUAGUGGCCAAUGUCAUUCCACUGCUGGUGCAAGGCAAUAUCCUAAGACAGAUCCCCACCCUGAUCGUUUCAAAUUUGUAGGAAGGGAUAAUGAUGUCUUAGAAAUUGUCAACAAGCUGGAUAACAUAAGGAGUCAACAUAUCCUCUCUGGCAUUUCAAUAGUAGGCUUUGGGGGCAUAGGCAAGACAACAUUAGCGAAGUCAAUAUGGAGUAUGGUAAAAGAACAAAAGUUGUAUGACCUGGUGGCUUGGGUUUGUGUGUCUGAGGAAUUUGAUGAAAAAAUAAUAUUAGGAGAUAUGUUAGAAUACCUUGGUAGCUCUGUUGGUCGAAUGAAUAAUAUAGGUGCACUUAUUCAGGAACUUGGACAGAAGUUAGAAAAUAGAAAAUUUCUUCUAGUUCUUGAUGACGUGUGGAAUGAAGAUAGAGGCAAGUGGGAUAGUUUCAAUUCUCGUUUGUUACAAAUUUCAAAAACCAGUGGAAACUCCAUUCUUGUGACUACUCGUAGUGAUAAGGUAGCAUCCAUAAUGGAGGCACUUCCAAUGCAAAAACAUGAUAUGGUAAAGCUAUCAGAUCAUGAAUGCUGGUUGAUAAUUGAGGACAUAGUUCUCAGAUCAUCAACAGAAACUUCAAUACCUUUGGAUUUAGAAGGUAUUGGACAAGAAAUUGCCAAAAAAUGUGGGGGGUUGCCAUUAGUUGCAAGUGUAAUUGGAGGAACAUUGAGUCGUGAAAUGAAGACAGAUAAGUGGCAAGAGAUCCUAGAUGAUAAAGCAUGGAUUUUGCAAGAUGAAAAUAAGAAGAUUUUAUCUAUAUUGAAAAUCAGUUUUGAUCGUUUGCCUUCAUCCUUAAAAAAGUGCUUCUCUUAUUGUUCAAUUUUUCCAAAGGAUGCUGUCAUUUUCAUCGAUGAUUUAAUUCAACUUUGGGUGGCUCAGGGGUUUGUUCACAAAUCUAAUGAAAGCCUUGUGGAAACGGAGGAUAUUGGUAAUGAGUAUUUCAAGGAGUUGUUAUCUAAUUCUUUUUUCCAAGAUAUUGAAUGGGAUUUGUAUGGGAAUAUUGAAUCUUGCAAAAUGCAUGAUCUAGUGCAUGAUCUUGCAUUGCUUGUUUCAAAAGGUAAGACCUUGGUUUGGGACACUAGUUGCAAUUUUGAUGUUCAGGAUUGUAGUACUAUUCGACAUUUGAGAGUCAAGUCCAGGGGAGAGGAUCUUCGAACCAUUCCAAGAAGUGUUGCUCAAAGGCUGCAUUCUUUGUUUUCACAUGCUGAUGUUUUUUGUAGCAUGGCGUCAGAUCUCAAAAGCUUGCGAUCCUUGAAAUUAGUGGGAGGUCGGAAAAAGUUGCCAGCUUCUCUUGGCAAAUUGAAGCAUUUGCGGUACCUUGACAUCUCAAAAACUGAUGUCAGAACAGUACCAAAAUCCUUCUCCAAGCUCUAUAAUUUGCAGACUUCAAAUUCUCUUUAUUGCUAUACUCUUGAAAAGCUUCCCAAUGGCAUGGCAAAUCUCAUCAGCUUGAGGCAUAUCUAUUCUAGUCGUCCAAGUGAUAUAUCGAUCAUGCAGUUAACUUCGCUUCGAACAUUAUCACACUUUGUUGUGGGCACAAAAAAGGGAUGCCGGAUUGAAGACCUUGGACGCUUAAGCCAACUUGGAGGAAAACUGGAGAUUUGGAAGCUUGAACAUGUCAAAUCCAAAUUGGAAGCUUCUAAAGCAAACCUGAAAGAAAAGGAAAAAUUGCAUCAAUUGAAAUUAUACUGGAGUAGUGACUAUGAAAGAGCAGUCAACAACAAUGAUGAAGAGGUUCUAGAAAGCCUUCAACCUCAUUCAAAUUUGAAAAGCCUCACUAUUGAUGGUUACAAAGGAAAGAUGUUCCCAUCUUGGAUGGGGAAUGAUGUCAAUAGUUCUGGUUCUUCAUUCCUUCUUGACAACAUGGUGGAGUUGCGGUUAAGUGAUUGCAAUGAGUGCACGUGUAUUCCGAGUUUGGGACUAUUGCCUUUUCUCAAGGUCCUUUACAUUGGACGAAUGGAAAAUGUUAGAAGAAUGGGCCACAAGCUUCAGCCUGGUGGAGCAGAAUCAAUCAAAUUGUUCCCAGCUUUGAAAACACUCACUGUAGAUGGCAUGCAAAGGCUAGAAGAAUGGGUUGAAGUUGUUGAGGAUGCAGCUGUAGGGAGCCAAGGUGUGAUCGUGUUUCCUUGCCUUGAGGGUGUAGGGAUUUCUGAUUGUCCUUUGUUGAAGACCUGGUCGAUGGGCGGAUUUUCAUCCCAUCAUAAGCUCUCUGUGUUGUGGAUAGAGCAGUGUUGGAAACUGAUGGCUAUCCCUAGUUUAGAUGGGCUCUCAACUCUUAAAAGGUUUGGGCUCGUGGGCAAUAAUGGAUUAACAAGUCUACCAAUUGGGCUUGGAUCUUGCAUCUCUCUUCAGUUCUUGCAAAUUGGAAGUUGCCAAAAUCUGAACUCCAUUCCAAUUAUGAAUGGGUUUACAUCUCUUGAAUGCCUCUGCCUUUCUCGUUCCGAUGGAUUAACGUGUCUUCCAAUUGGGCUGGACUCUUGCAUUUCACUUCAGAAGUUGAAAAUUGAAUUUUGCCCUAAUUUAAUUUCUAUUUCUGACGAUAUCAAGAAAUUGCGUUCUCUCAGUAUUCUUGUAAUAGAAGAUUGCGAAAAUCUAAGGAGCCUUCCAGAGGAGUGGCUAGAUAGCCUCACCCGCUUGAAGAAGUUACGCCUUGGUCCUUUUUGUUCGGAGUUGGAGGAAUUCCCAGGAUUGACCUCCAUUCAUCAAUUCCACCCCUCGCUUGAAUUAUUGGUCCUGUCCGGAUGGGAUAAACUAAAGUCUCUGCCACAUCAGCUUCGACAUCUCACUGCCCUCAAGCAAUUAAGGUUAAACUACUUCAAUGGCCUGGAAGCUUUGCCAGAGUGGUUGGGAGACUUCUCUUCUCUUCAUUGGCUGGGUAUUGGGAGUUGCUCUAAUUUGACUCAUCUGCCUUCUAUUGAAGCCAUGCGAGGCCUCUGCAACUUAAAAUAUCUUGAAAUUUGGUGUUGUCCGAAAUUGAAGAAAAGAUGCGCCAAAAAGAGGGGCCCCGAAUGGUCCAAGAUCUCCCACAUUCCCAAUAUCGAGAUAGGGUCGAAGGACGUGCAGGGGGAAUCCCAAUCUUCCGAUGGUAUGUUUAAUUUCUGGAACCCUAAUCCCUUCACUCGACAUCAUUUAAGUAUUAUGCUAAUCAGAAAUUUAACGGCUGUAAAGCAUUUCUUUUUAAUCUUUUACUUUGGAAAAAAAACACGUCCUCUCCUCUAAAACAUAUUAUGUUAUUCAAAUAAUCAAGUUAUAGUCUUUGACCAAAUUUCGGUGAUUCAUGCCGAUUCAGAUUUCUGGUUCUAAAUAUUUAUGCGCAUCUGCUCAGACCUCACGGUUCCUCUAAAGCUAGUGAGUUCCUGAAUUCCUUUCUGCAAUCCUUCUGUUCAUUUUUAUUUUCAUUCCAAUUCCAUAGCUAUGUUUUUUUACCAAUAGGUCCUUUGUUAUUUUCAUAAUUCUUUGAGUAGCCAUGGUCUAAUUGUGAACUGAUGCAUAAUCAAAUGCUUAGAUUAGCCAACUGUAAAUCUCUAGAGUAGAAGACUGGCAAGACUAACAAUCAGAAGCUUUCAUUUUUGAGGUCUGCUUUCUUUUCUCUAUAAACCAACUUUUAGAUUUUGAGUAUGAUUUUUUUUUUCUUUUGUGUUUUUCUUUGUUCAAUUCAGUUUUGUUCAACUAUGUUCCUUAAAAUAAUUACAGGCAAUCUAAUUUUCCUGAUCUGAAACCAAAAAAAUAUCAUAAUGAGUGGAGGGAAUUUUCACACUAGGGACCCAACCAGAUGAGUAGUCCUCUCUUUGAAUUGUUGAGGCUCAUAAACAGAUUUAGCUAUUCUACAGCCAUGUAGUUUUCGAAUUAUGACCACAUUUUGAGGUGCAAGUUUACUGGUAUUUAGACAUUUGUCUUGCUGAUCAAAGUCUUGUCCUGUCUUGGACUGCCAGUUUAAGUGGUCUGCCCUACAAAGGUCGGUUGUGAAACAAAAAUCAUCUUUUAAUUAAGAUUUGAUUUUAUUUUGGCAGGAUUUUACUUCACUUUAGUGAUUAUGAUUCACCAAUAAAAGUUAUAUAUAAGUUUAGCAAAAAGGAUAUUCUUCUUUACUUGGUUAAGGAAUGAUCUGUAAAAAUCUAUAUUGACACAUUUUCAAUCAUGGUUGUUGAAAUUUCUUCAG
Messenger RNA from Rubroshorea leprosula, 4793 nucleotides. Lineage: Eukaryota; Viridiplantae; Streptophyta; Magnoliopsida; Malvales; Dipterocarpaceae. The record is from the annotation of a GenBank genome assembly.